GUGGCCAUUUCUUUAAAACCGAAAUUAUAAAAAACCGAAUAAACUGAACCUUAUUAACAAUAUUAACCGAAUGCCCAGCUCUAUUUGCUAGUAACACUCAAAACCAGAUCACUGAUAUUUUCAACGUCUCAAGACGAUCGGACGGCUGAAACAGCUCAUCCACAACGGCCACCCGUUGCACCGCACACAUCUUCGGCUGAGAAUCGGAAGCAGCUGCGGUUAAAACUUAAAAGGAAGGAAGGAAGGAACCACCGAAACGCACCGAUCUCUCUCCACCGUCCACGCGCGCGCCUCCUCCAAACCCGGCCGCCCCCUCGUCACGCGCCGCCCUUUUAUAACCCUCCACGCGCCCCCCGCAUGCGCGCAUCACGAGAUUGCAGAGAGAGAAAGAAGAGCGCGAUCGCGGGUCAGCUGAGUCCACGUACGCGCCGAUCCAUGGAGAUGAAGCUGUCGCCCGGCACCGGCGAGGUGUUUGGCGGCAAGAAGCGCCCGCCGAGCAGGCUCCAGAAGAAGGCGCCCGCGUCGCUGCAGCUCGAGCAGGCGGGCCCGGGCGCGGCCCAGCCUUCCGCCGCCGCGUGGGGCGACGGGAGGACGCCGAUACCGCUCCUGUCGCCGCUCGUCACGUCCCCGGCGCCGGCGUGGGAGGCGGACCAGGCCGGGAGCAGGAGGGAGGCCGCGCAGGCGGAGACCAGGAGCGGCGGGGAUGCUGACGGCAUCCUGAGCCCGAUCCGGCGCGGCGGGUAUGGUGUCAGCAACGGUGCAGAUGAGACGGCCACGACGCCGGCGCUCAGCGGCGGGUGGCGGCACCCGGCCAUGCCGGCGCCGACGCCGACGCUUGCCUCCAACGGGGGCGGGGUGUGGCGGCACCCGGCGAUGCCGUCGCCGGUCCCGGAGCCGGCGUCCCUGGCGCCGCUCUUCAAGUCGCAGUGCGCGGUGGAGCUGCACAACCCGCAGGCGCAGGCGCAGUAGCGAGGAUCCAGGACCACUUGAACCAGGCGACCGGCUGUCGGCGUGCGCAAGGCUCCGCGGCGACGACCGAAGCCAGCCGGCGACGUGCAUGGACACUCCGUGCGCGCUCUCGUGUCUGCCUCAUGCGUGCCCUCCUCGUGAAGUCGUGAUCUUGCUUGCACAACUUGUUGUACUCUCCUCUAGCUUGGUCAUGUAUAGACGUGGUUGUGGUUCUCUGGGUCACUGGACCACUAAUUUUAACUGCUCAUUCUCAAUUGUAAAACAUGAUCCAAUAAAGAAAAUGGCAGAAUCCCAAUGUCCCUCGCGUUGUAAGCUUUCGAUGAAUUAGGAUGUGUUUGGUUCA
Hordeum vulgare subsp. vulgare (domesticated barley) is the source of this 1312-nucleotide messenger RNA. RefSeq lists its product as uncharacterized. Bases 358 to 969 code for a protein of 203 amino acids. The record is from RefSeq and is a predicted model, not a curated record. The transcript has a single exon. NCBI's taxonomy places the organism in Eukaryota, Viridiplantae, Streptophyta, Magnoliopsida, Poales, Poaceae.